AGGGAGCCCGGGAGCUGCCGCGCACCAGUCACACGCGGGCGCGGGAGCCAGGCGUCCUAGCCGGGCUGCAGUGGGGUCCCUACCCCGCCCUCGGGGCCCCCGCCCCUUGCCCGCCCCCAGCCCACGCGACCCUCUCGCCUGCCCCCGCACGGAGGGGGGCCGGUCCUCGACGGCUGCGAGCAGGUGCCAGCCCGCCCCGGAUGGGCAUCGUGGAGCCCAGCUGCGGAGACAUGCUGACGGGCACCGAGCCGAUGCCGGCGAGCGACGAGGGCCGGGCGCUUGGCGCCGACCCGCAGCACCGCUACUUCUACCCAGAACCCGGCGCGCAGGAGGCGGCGGACCGUCGCGGGGGCGGCAGCCUGGGGGCGUCCUACGCGGGGGGCGCCCUGGUGCCCGCCCCGCCGGGCCGCUUCCUCGGAGCCUACGCUUACCCGCCCCGGCCCCAGGCGGCCGGCUUCCCCGGGGCGGGCGAGCCCUUCCCGCCGCCGGCGGGCGCCGAGGGCUACCAGCCUGGGGACGGCUACGCGGCCCCCGACCCGCGCGCCGGGGUCUACGCGGGGCCGCGCGAGGACUAUGCGCUGCCCGCGGGGCUGGAGGUGUCUGGGAAGCUGAGAGUCGCGCUAAACAACCACCUGUUGUGGUCCAAGUUUAAUCAGCACCAGACGGAGAUGAUCAUCACCAAGCAGGGCCGGCGGAUGUUCCCCUUCCUGUCAUUUACGGUGGCCGGGCUGGAGCCCACCAGCCACUACAGGAUGUUUGUGGACGUGGUCUUGGUGGACCAGCACCACUGGCGGUACCAGAGCGGCAAGUGGGUGCAGUGUGGAAAGGCCGAGGGCAGCAUGCCAGGAAACCGCCUGUACGUCCACCCAGAUUCCCCCAACACUGGAGCCCAUUGGAUGCGCCAGGAAGUUUCGUUUGGGAAGCUAAAGCUCACGAACAACAAGGGGGCCUCCAAUAAUGCGUCCCAGAUGAUCGUGCUGCAGUCCCUCCAUAAGUACCAGCCCCGGCUGCACAUCGUGGAGGUGAACGACGGAGAGCCUGAGGCGGCCUGCAAUGCCUCCAACACGCAUAUUUUUACCUUCCAAGAAACCCAGUUCAUUGCGGUGACCGCCUACCAGAAUGCCGAGAUUACUCAGCUGAAAAUUGAUAACAACCCCUUUGCCAAAGGAUUCCGGGAGAACUUUGAGUCCAUGUAUGCAUCUGUUGACACCAGCGUCCCUUCCCCGCCUGGACCCAACUGUCAAUUCCUUGGGGGAGACCACUACUCUCCUCUCCUGCCCAACCAGUAUCCUGUUCCCAGCCGUUUCUACCCUGACCUUCCAGGCCAGGCCAAGGAUGUGGUUCCCCAGCCCUACUGGCUGGGGGCCCCCCGGGACCACAGCUAUGAGGCCGAGUUCCGGGCAGUCAGCAUGAAGCCUGCAUUCCUGCCCUCUGCCCCUGGGCCCGCCAUGUCCUACUACCGAGGCCAGGAGGUCCUGGCACCUGGAGCUGGCUGGCCUGUGCCCCCCCAGUACCCUCCCAAGAUGGGCCCAGCCAGCUGGUUCCGCCCCAUGCGGACUCUGCCCGUGGAACCUGGCCCUGGAGCCUCAGAGGGCCGGGGGCUGGAGGACCAGGGCUCCCCCUCGGUGUGGACUGAGAUCACCCCCAUCCGGCCAGAGUCCAGCGACUCAGGACUGGGCGAAGGAGACUCUAAGAGGAGGCGCGUGUCCCCCUAUCCCUCCAGUGGCGACAGCUCCUCUCCUGCUGGGGCCCCUUCUCCUUUUGACAAGGAAGUUGAAGGCCAGUUUUAUAACUAUUUUCCCAACUGAGCAGAUGACAUGGUGCAAGGAACAGAAACAGUGUUAUUAGGUUGGAGGACACCGCUAACUUAGGAAACAGAGUCAGGACUGAGAAGCCCCGGCUCCCUCUGUCCCUUCUCCGUACAGUAGUUGGAGAUGGGGGCCAAGAACGAUUCUGGGGUUCACUGGCUGCUUCCUGGCCCACAGUGAAAUGUGACAGGAGUGUCCCCUGCCCCUUCCUCUUCCCUAACUACAGUCAUUUACCUGGUGCUGCUUCUGGCUGUUGGUUCCCAGCCAGAGAACAGAAAACAGACAAGGAAAAGGUCUCGGACACAAAGGAGCCUCUUAGCGUCUGGCAGGGUGGGUGGAGUCAGCUGGGGAAGAUGGGGACGGAAGGCUCAGCCCCCUGCCUUUGUAAAGUAACCUUCCAUGUUUUUGUUUGCCUGUGCAUCAGCCAGCCCGGGGCUGGGAGAGGACUCAGGUGACUUUGGGCAGCUGGCCUGGCCUCCACCUGCUCGGUCGGACACAGUGGGCUUCAGAGGAAGGGGCUGGAAGGGGGGGAUGGCGCACGUCUCAAGCAGCAAGAGCUUGUUCGUGGUGGUUGUGUGUGUGUGUGUGUGUGUGUGUUCACAUGCACACAUUUUUUUCUUUUUUAUUAUUUUUGAACGGGGAGGCUAUUUAUUGUAUAGAGAGUGGUGCCUGGAUGUAUUUCUUUUGUCUUCAUCACUUUCUGAAA
Microcebus murinus (gray mouse lemur) is the source of this 2514-nucleotide messenger RNA. It is a transcript of the gene TBX21, whose product is annotated as T-box transcription factor 21. Lineage: Eukaryota; Metazoa; Chordata; Mammalia; Primates; Cheirogaleidae. Gene Ontology annotation, cellular component: chromatin; nucleus. Gene Ontology annotation, molecular function: DNA-binding transcription factor activity, RNA polymerase II-specific; RNA polymerase II cis-regulatory region sequence-specific DNA binding. The record is from RefSeq and is a predicted model, not a curated record. Gene Ontology annotation, biological process: regulation of transcription by RNA polymerase II; lymphocyte migration; cell fate specification.